Messenger RNA from Polyodon spathula (Mississippi paddlefish), 1305 nucleotides. RefSeq names its product TLC domain containing 3A (gene tlcd3a). Gene Ontology annotation, biological process: lipid homeostasis. Gene Ontology annotation, cellular component: membrane; endoplasmic reticulum. The record is from RefSeq and is a predicted model, not a curated record. The transcript is spliced from 5 exons. Lineage: Eukaryota; Metazoa; Chordata; Actinopteri; Acipenseriformes; Polyodontidae. Bases 467 to 1264 code for a protein of 265 amino acids.
GUCCAAAAACGAGUAAUGCGACUCUGUUAGAGACAGGGAGGCUUACAGGCGACCGCCACUAGGAACGCUUUCGUGCUUGCUCGUUAGAUAUGUUUUAAAACAGAGGCGGCGGUCUGCAGAAACGCUUUGUAAGAAUAGCAGUCGUUUUUUUAAAUUACAAAAUGCAAUUUUUAAUAUAAAGUCUUAUUUUUGUAAUGUGCAAAGCGGCAGGCUUUGCGCCAAGAGAAUAAAGCAAUCAAUCCCAGGUUAGCUUCAACGCAUGACACUGCUGAAGCAAAGCGAAAAAAAAAAACUGCAGCAAGCGGCACACAGUGGUGAGACUGAGCGAGUGCUGCGUAAUGUGCAGCCCAGCACCGCGGACUGCAGGGCACCCUUCGCGCUAACGGUACCAGGACGCGCUGCUGCUCUUUAAAAUAGCUUAACAUUAUUGUGAAAAAAAACUAAACGGAACCUGAUUAGCGCAACAAUGUUACACGUGCUGGUUUUGGGUGCUGUGUUUUUCCCUGGUUUAUUCCUUCUUGCCAGAAGAGUUCUGGCCAGCGUCUUCAAGCAGUGGAAUAACGCGGACCUGGUGCUUGUCAGCGAAAGGUGUGUGUCCACGGUCCAUGCUUUGCUGGCCACGAGCUCCGGCUUUAUUGUGGUCACAACGUGCAAGAAUGUGAUGACCGACAGGCACUGGCUUGCCACAACCUUCGUGUGGUUUGCAAUGCCCUACAUGGCUUACGAUAUCUAUGCCAUGUACCUGAGUCACUGGUACCGGUUCCAAGUGAAGGGCCACGAGGACUAUCAGGAGCACUCCUUCAGGACGCUGAACAUGUUUCUCAGGAGAGAAUGCCUGCUGGUGCUGCAUCACAUUGUCCUGCUGACCAUCCUGCUGCCUGUAACCUUGUUCUUCAGAAAUGAGCUGGGGGAUUUCUUUAUAGGAUGUCUGUUCACAGCAGAGCUUAGCACCCCCUUUGUAUCUCUGGGAAAGAUUUUAAUUCAGCUGGGGUUGCAGGACAGUGUCCUCCACAAGGUGAACGGUGUGAUGGUGCUGUUCACGUUCUUCCUGUGCCGGAUCCUGCUUUUCCCCUACAUGUACUGGGUGUACGGCCAGCAUUACAGCAUCCCAGUCUACCUUGUGCCCUUCCACCUGCCUCUCGCCCUCACGCUGGGCAACAUCUGCGUCUUGGCCCCUCAGGUCUAUUGGUUCGUCAUGCUGUGCAGAAAGGCCAUCCGACUGUACCAGCGCGAGCGCAAGAUGCGGGAAGCUGCCAGCAACUAGCACCCCCCCCCCCCCCCCCCCCCCCCCCACCCCUCCCCCCU